AUGUCUGCCUCAUUAGCUCCCGAAUGCAACGAGGUCAAGGAAAAGUACGAUACCUGCUUCUUGAAGUGGUACUCGGAGAAGUAUCUCAAAGGUCAUUCAUCUACAGAUGAGUGCGAAGGGUUAUUCAAGCAGUAUAGAAGCUGUCUUACGAAGGUCCUCAAGGAGAAGGGCAUCGACAGCAUGCUCACGGAAGCACGGAUCGACACGCCUGAGACAGAUGCGGAGCACUUGAAGCGAUGA
Messenger RNA from Cyphellophora europaea CBS 101466, 240 nucleotides. RefSeq lists its product as uncharacterized. Bases 1 to 240 code for a protein of 79 amino acids. The transcript has 4 exons. The record is from RefSeq and is a predicted model, not a curated record. NCBI's taxonomy places the organism in Eukaryota, Fungi, Ascomycota, Eurotiomycetes, Chaetothyriales, Cyphellophoraceae.